Messenger RNA from Nerophis lumbriciformis (worm pipefish), 738 nucleotides. NCBI's taxonomy places the organism in Eukaryota, Metazoa, Chordata, Actinopteri, Syngnathiformes, Syngnathidae. The record is from RefSeq and is a predicted model, not a curated record.
AUGGCGAACGAGGCGCGAUCGUGUCCCUGUGAUAUUGGGGAUCGAAUGGAGUAUGGGGGUCUUGGCGAGGAGGUUCAGAUCGAUCACUUUAAAGCAUAUUUAGUCAAGCCACAAGCAGCAUCUGAAAAGGCAAUAAUUGUCAUCCAAGACAUCUUUGGAUGGGAGCUUCCAAACACGAGAUACAUGGCUGAUAUGCUCACUACCAAUGGAUACAUUGCUGUUUGCCCAGAUUUCUUCCUCGGAAAGGAGCCAUGGAGUCCAUCACAUGACCGGGCUACAUUUACCACAUGGCUUGAGGACAGAAAGCCGACCAACAUCAACAAAGAGGUGGAGUCACUGCUGAGGUUCUUGAAGGAGCAAUGUGCUGCCAAAUACAUCGGAGUAGUAGGCUUUUGCUGGGGUGGGAUUGCCACUCAUUACCUGGCCUUGAACAACCCUGAGAUUAAAGCUGCUGUGUCUUUUUACGGUAUCAUACGUGAAGAAGGGGACAAGUAUAAUCUGAAGAGUCCAACUCUUUUUAUCUUUGGAGAAAAUGACAAUUUGAUUCCACUGGAUCAGGUGAGUAUUAUAAGUUCAAAACUAAAGGAGAAAUGCACCGUGGAUUACAAGGUGAAGAUCUUUCCUGGCCAGGAUCACGGGUUCGCCCACCGUAAGCGAGAGGACAUCAGCCCUAAAGACGAGCCGGGAAUUAAGGAAGCCAGAGCUGAUAUGAUCAACUGGUUGAACAAAUACAUUUGA